Exaiptasia diaphana is the source of this 1574-nucleotide messenger RNA. Its product is annotated as serine/threonine-protein kinase 19. Lineage: Eukaryota; Metazoa; Cnidaria; Anthozoa; Actiniaria; Aiptasiidae. The coding region runs from base 162 to 974 and encodes 270 amino acids. Gene Ontology annotation, molecular function: protein serine/threonine kinase activity. The transcript is spliced from 9 exons. Gene Ontology annotation, biological process: protein phosphorylation; positive regulation of Ras protein signal transduction. The record is from RefSeq and is a predicted model, not a curated record.
GUGUUUUAGUUACUUUGGCUAGAUGGCAGGUGAGAUUUUCCUGUUCAAUGAACCACUGCAAAAGUUGUUUUCUUGUAGUAAAUGCGACAAAGAUCUUUUUCUCGCGUUUCUCGUCAAAAUAAAGAUUUCUGAUGAUUUUUAAUACAUUGCUACGACUUUAGAUGAGUCUUAAGAGGGCUAGACCUUUUGGGAGUAUUUUCCCAACAAAGAAAAGGUCGAAUUUAUCGGUCCAAAGCGAUACAAGAUGUARUCUGUGUAGUGGUAUAGAUUGUGAUUGCAAUGUKAAUGAUCAAGACAUUGUAAAUAUUGCUGAUGAUACAAAGGCAGCAUUGUUAUAUAUCAAGUCUCUAUACUCCACAAAAGACAUACAAGACCGAGUACCCCACAUUAUCCUAAAACACCAGCUAUACAGCAUCGUCAAAGACAAAACUAUUGUGGAUAGGCAGUUGAAUGAAAUGUGGGAGAAGAAUGAGGUUCGUUUGUUCAAGCUUAUCUCUGGUUCAGAUGAGUUUGCUGUGGUUUUGACUCAAGACUAUGAGACACACAUAAGGGCCAAAAUGGAUACAAGUAGAUGCAAGAUUACAGAGAAAUUCCUGACUGAGAUUUUACCAAACUGCAUCGAUGUGAGCUUUAGCAAGACAACUUUGAUUGAUAAACAUAAACUCACAGAAGAUGAUAUUACAUAUUUAAUCAAAAUGGGUAUAUUAGCUGUACGUGAUGUUGGCAGUUGGUGGCUUAGUAUACCUGGUGUUGGUGUCUUUAUGAAGAACUUUAUUAAAGGAAGAAAGGCCAUAACACGAAUUUUGAAGACCAAGAGAUAUAAAGAAAUAUUACUGAAGGAAUUAGAGUCUAGAAGCCUAGCUAAUCAAUCCAAAUUAGGAAUUAUGUUCCACAUUCAUGACAUCAUUGGUGCCGARAUUGUAAAAAGCAUAGAAACCACAUCAGGACAACUACUUAGACUGACUGGCCCCUGAACAGCAAGAUGGGCAGGCAAUAUAAAACACAUUUAAAAUAUUUAUGUGGCAUUGUGAGAUAAUUUGAUAAAGAUAUUAGCACAGAUAGGUCCAACUUGUAAAUAUUUUUGAACCUGUUUAAAGAUAUCUUAAACACUGUAUUUUUUUAAUGUUCGCUAUAAUAUAUAUUUAUUAAAAAAUAAAAUCACCAGUUACAGUAAUUGUACAUUUUGCAUUUGAAGCAAGAGAACAUAGGCCKUUUCUGAAAUAGYAUKUCAUUGUGGUCUAGAUUUAGUACAAACAUCUUUUGUUCAUGCAGCCAAAUAUGGUAUUUUUUGUACUCAAGCUAGAACACAAUGUGCAUAAACCAAGCACAAAUCCUCAAAUGUACAUACAGUCAUAUAGAAUAAAAUAUUACUGUCAAAUAGGCAAAAUUUCUYUAGUCUCAAUCUGUAUGGCAAAAUCUGAGCAAAAUAUUUUUCCACUCACUCAAUAAGUACAUAAAACCACUCUAUUAUUUUGGAAUGACAGGUGUUUACAUAAUGACUUUAUGAAGGUUAUGCAUAAUAUAUGACAAGAAUAUAACAGCUAUACAAAAUAAAUCUGUAUAUAUGCCACUGA